AUGGAUCCUACGCCCGAUAAAAAGGGCUUGAUCCAGCCGACAGGACAGACUCCUAUUUCAACCGCCAAUCUGCAACAGGGCGUAACCAAUCCGACUUCUGACCUCGGAGGCCUUGUUACUUUACCAGGGAUGAAUCAGGUUGGCCUUGAGAACCAUUUGCAGCUGCAUGGGGCAAACCAGACUACUCCUCCAACGAGCGUUUCGCAGACACCUGGAUCGGGCCAGCCUUUUGCUCUGCCUGGCUAUCAGAACCAGAAUCCAAUCAACAACAACACAAUGAGCUUUUUGCCGUCUUUUGGACCGAUUCAGAGUCCGAGCCCGGCGAAUCUUUUGCAGCCGUUUGGGAUGAACCAGACUCUCAACAACACAGACUUCUUGCAGUCAUCUGGGAUGAAUCAGACCCCUGCCCAUAUGAACUUUCUGCAACCGUCAGGAAUGUAUCAGACCUCUACCCAAGCAAACCCGGUGCAGCUGUACGGGAUGAAUUGGGGUAUGAACGCGAUGGGAUACCAGCAGCAAUUCGGAAUGAAUCCAAAUCUUGGUCCAAUGGGACAUCAACAGCUUCAGAUGAACCCAAACUACGUUCCUGCUGGAAUCCCAACUGGACUUCCUGAUGGUUCCACCGCGUUUGCCAGUGCGCCAUCUGGUAUCAACUUCUUUCCCACUCCGUCGCCUACCGUUUCUGGAUCCCCGAUGCAGUUCAACGUCAAUCAGCUCAUGAACCCUAGCAUGGAGCGGACGACGAACCAGUGGAUGAAUGCAAAUGUGGCCAUCCAUCAGCAACUCAAUCUUCCUGUUGCCAAUGGGCUUAACAAUUCGCCUAUCAGCAGUGGCAUGAGCAUGAAUGCAGGCAUGAUGCCUUCUUCGGAGACACUUCUUCCUGUUCAAAACGGGCUUCCUGUUCAAAACGGGCUUCCUGUUCAAAAUGGGCUUCCGAGUUUCACAAACAUGGGCAUGGACACGCAUCUUCAACACCUUCGUGCUUUCUCUGGCUUUAAAAACACGUCUACUGGAAAUGGCAUGAACACAAAUGUGAACUUCCUUCAGCAAACACGUGGUGCUGCCAUCACGGGUCUUCAAAACCCAUCUAUUGGAAAUGGCAUCCCGCAACAGCCACAGGCGCAACUUCCAAAAGCUCAUUCUAUCCAACAAGCUUUGCACCGGGCCGCGACAACAAAGAAGCAGGUUUUGGGUCCUCAACAUACAGGACCAACUCGAAUCAUCAAGAAGACGCUCAAUAGCAAUACCGCGUCUAGCUUGGGUAACAGUCUCAACAGAUAUGAUCUUAUUCGCAGCGUUACGCCUAUGAUGACGACCGCGGCUCCUCCCAUCACGCCUGAGCUUAGGGCUGCUAUGGAGGCUGCUCUCGCCAACGGCACCAAGGCUGCUGCUAAGACUGUUACUCCAAAGUCGUCCAAUGGUUCACAGAACAGUGCUCAAAAAACUCAACAGCCAGCUACGCAGAAAGGCAAACGGAAAGCUGAGCCAAGUCAACGUGCAACUCCACGGGCAGUCCGACGUUCAACUCAACAAGUACCUCAGACACCAGCCGAGAUGCCGCUUCAGCAGCCAGCUCCACAAACGACCCAGAAGGCAGUUGGAAAAACGGUUCAACAGACAACUCAAAAGCUAAGUCAGCAGCAGGUGCAGAAGUUGCUUCAGAAGCCGGUCAUUCCAUCAUCGGUUCAACAACCCGCUGGGGUCACGGCCCGAGACCCAGUUCAGAAGCAGACUGCCCGACAACAAGUCGGAGAGACAAUUAAACAACAAUACCAAGGGAUAAUUCAGCAGCAUGAGCGGCUAGUUCAAGAAUCAGUCCUCCAGCAGCCAGUCCAGCAGCCAGUCCAGCAGCCAGUCCAGCAGCCAGUCCAGCAGCCAGUCCAGCAGCCAGUCCAGCAGCCAGUCCAGCAGCCAGUCCAGCAACAGGAGCAACCAAUUCGAGAAUCAAUCAAACAGCCGACUCAGCAGACCGGAAUCUAG
Molecule: messenger RNA, 1980 nt
Organism: Trichoderma breve
Lineage: Eukaryota; Fungi; Ascomycota; Sordariomycetes; Hypocreales; Hypocreaceae
Exons: 2
Coding region: 1-1980 (659 amino acids)
Source: RefSeq, a predicted model, not a curated record